Molecule: messenger RNA, 2380 nt
Organism: Gossypium raimondii (Peruvian cotton)
Lineage: Eukaryota; Viridiplantae; Streptophyta; Magnoliopsida; Malvales; Malvaceae
Exons: 8
Coding region: 830-1696 (288 amino acids)
Molecular function (GO): RNA binding
Source: RefSeq, a predicted model, not a curated record
AGAGAGAGAGAGAGAGAGAGAGGAAACUGGAUUAGCCAUUGAAAUAGGGGGUAGUAGGUCCCGAGUCCCCACCUCAACCAAGCUGUCUUUGCUAAUUGCCAUUGCUUUGUUUCAGAACUCUCCAGCACUAAAGCCUCUCCUCUCUUCCCUUUGCUCCUUUUCUUCCUCCUUUUUUUCUUUCUUUCUUUCUCCCCUUUAUUGCUCUUCCUUGAUGAUGAUGACCACUCUUCUAUUUCUUCCUCCUCCAUCUCUCAACAACAAUGAACUGAGUUAAUUUCUUAUUAUUUCCCUUCACCUUACUGAGUUUUCUUGAGGGGUCUUUGAUCUUCUUCUUAUUCUGGUAUUACAGUUUGAUUCUUCACUCUGUUUGCUACACAUCAAUCAAUCCUCAUACACCUCCUGUAUUCUUCUUUUCCUUCCUUUUUUUUUUCUUCCUGUCAUACAUAGUAAGCUGUUCCUCACUUUGUCAAGCCUUCACUUUUCUUUGCUUUGCUUUUCUGUGUUCCUCACUGUCUCUGUGUAUAGAGCCCCAAAGUGCAUGUUUCAUCCAAUCCCACCACUUUCCACUUCACCCCUCUUCUUGGCCCAUCUAGGGUUUUCUGCCUUUUCUCCUUUAUUCCCUUAAAUCCCAUACGCUUCUGCGUAUUUAUCUUUCCUUCCAAUUCUAGGGUUUUUCUAGGGUUUUAUCAUUCUUUUAAGGAAAAAAAUUGUAUCUUUAGUCUCUCUAUUCUGGGGUUAACCUCAUUCUUACUUGAUUUGUCGAUCACCUUCAAUCAAUCUUGGAUCCUUUCCUUAGUAUCCCUGGAUUUGAAUUGGGUCAUCUGUGGUCAUGGCGUUUCAGCAAAUUCUGGGUCCGAGCUCGGGGUCGAGUUCGAGUUCUGGCUUCCAAUACAUGAAUUCCCCUUUUGGAGAUACCACAUACACCAAGGUCUUUGUUGGGGGACUCGCUUGGGAAACUCAAAGCGAAACCAUGCGCCGAUAUUUCGAGCAGUUUGGUGAAAUCGUGGAAGCCGUUGUCAUCACUGAUAAGAACACCGGCCGUUCAAAAGGAUAUGGUUUUGUAACUUUCCGGGAUCCAGAGUCUGCUAGGAGAGCCUGUGCUGAUCCGACCCCAAUUAUUGAUGGCAGGCGUGCUAAUUGUAAUUUGGCUUCUCUAGGCCGUCCUCGACCUCCUGUUCCUUAUGGUAUCAACUCUAAUCUGUCCGGACGUUUGAGACCACCUUCUCCAUAUAUUGGAAGUGUGCCACGAGGGGCUUAUGUUGGAAGUAUUGGCUAUCAGCCUCCACUUCCUUACAAUUAUCAACAAGGAUUGAUGUACCCUUCUUAUGGGUAUGCAACAUAUGGACCUGAAUAUGUCUAUCCUCAGGGUGCUUACAAUCCCUAUGUGGCUCAGCAGUACCUUCAGAUAUAUGGAGUACCUGGAGCAGUUAAUCCAGUUAUUUAUCCUUAUGGGCAAUUGGGUCAGACUGUUCCUAGUGGACAUGGUUAUACAGCUGUACAGGGAUAUGCAAUGCCAAGCCAUCAAAUAGUGCAGUUUGGUGGAGCCGUUGCUAAUGCAAUCACAACUUCUCCAAUGCCCACAAUCCAAACACCAUAUCCUGGAGGUAUAGCAGCAUCUGUUCCAACACAGCCACAAUUUAUUGUUACUACUCCUCAGUUUAUGCAAGGUAGUGGUUCUGACCAAACAACUGGGUGAGGAGUUGAUCAAGGUAUCCUUAGAUUGCAGCAGGACUAAGAGCAGCGGAACUGCUACUUGAGUGGCGGGCUUCGGAUCUAGCCUUGCAAGUUAUUUAUUUUGCAUUCUACAGGUCAUACGUAGUCAUGCUCACCAGAGAAGUCAAUGUUGUCCGAGUCACUCCAUAUGGUGGAGAAGCAAUAUGGAGGAAGCCGAAAGGUAUUCCUUGGUGGUGGUGUUUUUUAACCUGGUAUUUGUAGAGAACAUUAUUAUCAUACAGCUGGUCAGGUGGCCAGCAGUCAUGGGAUUGAUGGAUGCUGGAAAGGGUUUCUAGCAACCACAUAGGAAUAAAAAUGGUGUAAAAAAAGUAAAAGGAAGAUACAUGUUUAGAAUCAACAUAUGAUUCUUUUUAUAGUGUAGAAGUCAGUGUAGUAGUCCCAGCAUUUGGGUGUAUAGAUAGUCUCUCUGGUGUCUGUCUGGUGGAGUCCUGCGUUUGUUUGCAGACAUGGUUGGCCGGUUGGUCGGUUGGUUGGUUCUAGUUUUGUGCAUAUUAGUAGUAGUAUUAGCAGUAGUAGUCUGCAUUUCAUGAAUGAUUAUGAGAGCCUGAUUUCACAACAUGGAGGAAGCUCUCGGAUGCAUUUUCUUUCAACUGAAGUGACCUUCAAAAAGAAAAAAAAAAAAGAAAGAUAUUUCCUUGUGUACAAA